Messenger RNA from Bufo bufo (common toad), 10515 nucleotides. It is a transcript of the gene HTT, whose product is annotated as huntingtin. The transcript has 66 exons. Bases 208 to 9501 code for a protein of 3097 amino acids. NCBI's taxonomy places the organism in Eukaryota, Metazoa, Chordata, Amphibia, Anura, Bufonidae. The record is from RefSeq and is a predicted model, not a curated record. Gene Ontology annotation, cellular component: nucleus; cytoplasm.
CAUUGGCUGGGAGAGGUGAAGCGGGUUAGGCUACGGCCGGAGCUGUCACUGUCUGAUUCCUCCCGGUGCUGGCGGCUGGUGAUGGCGGUUAGUGAGCUGGUGACAGUGCGGUGGCGGAGUGUGGGCUCCGUGCAGUGAGCUCUGCAGGCCGGUGCUCCGGUGACGGAGAGAAGCCGGUCGCGGCCUUGUUUGUGCGGCUGAAGGAACAUGGCCACCAUGGAGAAGCUGAUGAGAGCCUUCGAAUCCCUGAAAUCCUUCCAGCAGCAGGGACCGGCGGUGGCGGAGGAGCCGGUGCAUAAGCCGAAGAAAGAUCCUUCUACGAACAAGAAAGAUCGCGUGACUCAUUGUCUGACGAUAUACGAGAACAUUGUGGCUCAGUCUCUCAGGAAUUCUCCAGAGUUCCAGAAGUUGCUUGGUAUUGCCAUGGAGCUCUUCCUCCUGUGCAGUGACGACGCGGAGUCUGACGUCAGGAUGGUGGCGGAUGAAUGCCUUAACAAAGUGGUGAAAGCUUUGAUGGACUCCAAUCUCCCGCGGCUGCAGCUGGAGCUGUACAAAGAGAUAAAGAAGAAUGGCGCACCUCGGAGCCUCAGGGCUGCCCUGUGGAGGUUUGCUGAGUUGGCGCACCUUGUACGACCACAAAAGUGCAGACCUUACCUGGUGAACCUACUUCCUUGCCUCACGAAGAUAUCCAAACGUCAGGAAGAAUCGGUACAAGAGACCCUGGCUGCUGCUGUCCCAAAGAUCAUGGCUGCCUUUGGUAACUUUGCCAAUGAUCAUGAAAUCAAGGUUUUGCUGAAAGCGUUUAUAGCCAAUCUGAAAUCUAGCUCUCCCACAAUCCGACGCACAGCAGCUGGUUCUGCUGUCCACAUCUGUCAGCAUUCCCGGCGAACGCAGUAUUUCUACGCUUGGCUUCUCAACGUACUGCUGGGUUUGUUGGUUCCUGUUGAGGAUGAACGCCCUACUCUUUUGAUUCUGGGCGUCCUGUUAACACUACGCUAUCUAAUACCACUACUACAGCAGCAGGUGAAGGACACCAGUCUGAAAGGAAGUUUUGGGGUGACACGGAAAGAGGCCGAAAUCUCCCCUUCAGUGGAGCAGCUAACACAGAUUUAUGAACUGACGUUACAUUACACCCAACACCGGGAUCAUAAUGUGGUGACGGGAGCUCUGGAGCUGCUGCAGCAGAUGUUCAGGACGCCUCCCAUCGAGCUCCUCCAUGUUCUGACCGCGUCCGGAGGCAUUCCACAUGUCAGCGUGUGCCGAGAUGAAGCGCACGGCCGCAGUCGUAGUGGGAGCAUUGGAGAGCUCAUAGGUAAACUCCACCUGGGUGAAGAGGAAGGCUUAGAAGAUGAUACAGAAGCGAAGUCCGAAGUCCCCGCUGCUCCCCGCUGCUCGUCUGGCGUUAAGAGCGAAGAAUCGUCUGAUACAGGAGCGUCUUCUGGCGGUCCAGCUCCGGCUGCUACCUCUUCUAUAGACUCUACAACUCACGAUAUUAUAACAGAACAACCGCGGUCACAGCACACCCUGCAGUCCGAUUCUGUAGACCUCAGCAGCUCUGACCUGGCCAGCACAGUGACCGAAGGCGAGGAGGACAUGUUAAGUCGCAGCUCAAGUCAAAUCAGCACUGUCCAGUCUGACCCAAAUACGGACUUAAACGAGGGAACCACUCGGGCUUCCUCCCCAGUGAGUGAUAGCUCACAAACCACCACAGAAGGUCCAGAUUCUGCUGUGACCCCUUCGGACAGUUCGGAAAUUGUGAUCGAUGGCGCUGAGAACCAGUAUUCUGGGAUGCAGAUAGGACAGCUUCAGGAUGAGGAAGACGAAGGGGCAAUCAUUCCCCAGGGAGAGCCAGCCGAUCGUUUUACAAACCCGUCUCUUGGUCUUAACCAGAGUCACCUGUUAAAGACCAUGGGCCACAGCCGCCAGUCCUCUGAUAGCAGCGUCGAUCGCUUUGUCGCCAAAGAGGAAGUGGUGGAGCCAGGAGACCUGGAAAUUAAGCCUUCAAGGAUAAAGGGGGAUAUUGGACACUACACGGACGAUGAUGCUGCACCCCUUGUUCACUGCGUGCGUCUGUUAUCUGCUUCCUUCCUGCUGACUGGACAGAAGGGGGCCAUGGUUCCAGACCGCGUGGUGCGGGUCAGUGUGAAGGCGCUGGCGCUGAGCUGUGUCGGAGCCGCUGUCGCUCUGUACCCAGAAGCUUUCUUCAGCAGGCUUUACAAACUGCAGCCAGAGAGUUUAGACCAUCCAGAAAUGCAGUAUGUGUCCGAUAUCCUGAGCUACAUCGAUCAUGGAGAUCCUCAGGUUAGAGGAGCCACGUCCCUUCUGUGCGGCACCAUUGUCUACUCCAUACUCAACAAGUCCCGAUACAAUGCAGAGCAUUGGGUGAUUGUCGUUAAGAACCGCACAGGAAAUAACUUUUCUCUGGAAGAUUGCAUUCCGUUAUUGCAAAAAUCCCUUAAAGAUGAAUCGUCAGUGACAUGCAAGAUGGCUUGUGCAGCGGUCAGGCACUGCAUAUCCAGUUUAUGUUGUAGUACAUACAGCGAGCUGGGUUUACAGCUGAUGAUAGAUCUGCUCACACUUAAGAACAGUUCCUACUGGCUGGUGAGGACGGAGCUCUUGGAAACGCUUGCAGAAAUAGAUUUCCGGCUGGUCAGCUUCUUGGAAGGCCGAGCAGAAGGAGAACAUAGAGGCGUCCAUUCUUACACUGGGUUGCUGCAUCUUCAGGAGCGAGUAUUAAAUGAAGUCAUCAUAAGCCUUCUAGGAGAUGAAGAUGCUCGAGUGAGACACGUCGCUGCAGCCUCAUUAGUUCGGCUGGUUCCAAAGUUUUUUUACAGCUGCGAUCAAGGUCAGGCCGAUCCUGUGGUAGCAGCCGCUCGAGACCAGAGUAGUGUUUACCUGAAGCUUCUCAUGCAUGAGACUCAGCCGGCAUCUCACUUUUAUGUCAGUACAAUCACCAGGAUCUACAGAGGGUACAAUAUCGUUCAGGGUCCGACAGAUGUCAGUAUGGAGAAUAACUUGUCCAAGGUGAUCACGGCGGUCUCCCAUGCAUUAACCACAUCGACCACACGAGCCCUUACGUUUGGUUGCUGUGAAGCUUUAUGUCUGCUGUCAACUGCAUUUCCAGUAUGUACAUGGAGUGUUGGCUGGCAUUGUGGGUACAUCAUAUCCUCUGGUGCCCAGGCCUCACGGAUCCAGGUGUACAAGAACAGAGGACGGUCCUUCAGCAUUUCCCAGCAGAGUCCCUCCGAGGAGCCUCGUAAGAGUUGUACUGCCGGCAUGGCGAACAUGAUCUUGUCGCUGCUGUCGUCCGCCUGGUUCCCCCUUGAUCUCUCUGCUCAUCAGGAUGCAUUGAUCCUCACUGGAAACCUGUUGGCAGCUACGGCUCCUAAAUCACUGAAAACCCCAUGGAGCCCCGAGGAUGAAGCCAACCAGCCAACUAACAAACAGGAGGAGCCAUGGCCUGCCCUCAGCGACCGCUCAAUAGUCAGUAUGGUGGAUCAGCUGUUCAUUCACUUACUGAAGGCCAUCAACAUCUGUGCUCAUGUGAUUGAUGACGUCACGCCUGGCCCCGUAGUGAAGGCGACACUACCAUCUCUUACCAACCCGCCUUCUUUAAGUCCCAUACGACGAAAAGGAAAAGAUAAGGAAAGUGCAGAGCAAACAGCUGUACCAUUAAGCCCAAAGAAAUCCACUGAUGCCACUCCAGCUUCUAGACAGACAGAUGCUUCAGGUCCAGCUCAAGCAAGCAAAUCUCUUGGCAGCUUUUACCAUCUUCCUUCAUAUUUGAAACUAUAUGACGUAUUGAAAGCCACAUACGCCAACUACAAGGUGACCCUGGACCUUCAGAAUAACAAUGAGAAGUUUGGAGGUUUCCUGCGCGCUGCCCUGGAUGUUCUGUCACAGAUUUUGGAACUUGCUACACUAAAUGAUAUUGGCAAGUGCGUUGAAGAAAUCCUGGGUUAUCUUAAAUCCUGUUUCAGCCGUGAACCGGUGAUGGCGACUGUCUGUGUGCAGCAGCUAUUAAAGACGCUUUUUGGGACUAACUUGGCAUCACAGUUCGAGGCUUUAUCUUCUAACCCGGGUAAAUCACAAGGCAAGGCUCAGCGCUUGGGCUCCUCUAACCUGCGACCUGGCUUGUACCAUUACUGCUUCAUGGCACCCUACACGCAUUUCACUCAGGCCCUGGCUGAUGCAAGUCUACGAAAUAUGGUUCAAGCCGACCAAGAGCAGGACACAUCGGGAUGGUUUGAUGUUCUCCAGAAAGUUUCUUCCCAGCUCAAGAACAGCAUUACCACCGUUCCUAAGCAUCGGGCUGACAAGAAUACUAUUCAUAAUCACAUUCGCCUAUUUGAGCCAUUGGUGAUCAAAGCCUUGAAGCAGUACACCACCACUACAUCAGUGCAGCUUCAGAGACAAGUGCUCGACCUUCUAGCCCAACUUGUCCAGCUUCGUGUCAACUACUGCCUGCUGGAUUCUGACCAGGUCUUUAUUGGUUUUGUUCUAAAGCAGUUUGAGUAUAUCGAAGUGGGUCAGUUCAGGGAAUCAGAAGCCAUCAUCCCGAAUGUAUUCUUCUUCCUGGUACUACUGUCCUAUGAGCGCUACCAUUCCAAACAGAUCAUUGGCAUUCCCAAAAUCAUCCAGCUGUGUGAUGGCAUAAUGGCCAGUGGGAGAAAAGCUGUGACCCAUGCUAUUCCAGCACUGCAGCCCAUAGUCCAUGACCUAUUUGUAUUAAGGGGAGCAAAUAAAGCUGAUGCCGGAAAAGAGCUGGAGACUCAGAAGGAAGUUGUGGUGUCAAUGCUGCUCCGACUGAUCCAGUAUCAUCAGGUCCUGGAGAUGUUCAUCUUGGUGCUGCAGCAGUGCCACAAGGAGAAUGAAGAUAAGUGGAAGAGGUUGUCCCGACAGAUAGCUGACGUUAUCUUACCCAUGUUGGCAAAGCAGCAGAUGCACAUAGACUCUCACGAAGCACUGGGGGUGUUGAAUAGUUUAUUCGAAACAUUGGCCCCUUCGGCCCUACGUCCUGUAGACAUGCUGUUGAGAAGUAUGUUCGUCAUUCCGUACACUAUGGCCUCCGUGAGCACCGUCCAGUUAUGGAUCUCUGGCAUCCUGGCGAUUCUCCGUGUCCUUAUCUCACAGUCCACAGAGGACAUCGUCCUGUCCCGGAUCCAGGAGCUGUCCUUCUCACCUCUCCUGAUAUCAUGUCAGAACAUCACUCGAUUGAGGGACCAUAACCAUCAAAACUCAGAAGAGCAUGCUGAGCAGAACCAGAUCAACGUUCCUCCAGAGGAAACCUUUUCACGUUUCCUGUUACAGCUGGUGGGAAUACUCCUGGAGGAUAUAGUGCACAAGGAGCUGAAGGUGGACAUCAGUGAACAGCAGCAUACGUUUUACUGCCAGCAGCUGGGAACCCUCCUCAUGUGCCUGGUCCACAUCUUCAAAUCUGGAACUUUCCGAAGAAUCACGAGUGCAGCCACGAGACUGUUCAAGGGCAGUGGCGACAAUGGCACCUUCUACACGCUGGAGAGCCUGAGUGACCUGGUGGAGUCAAUGUUUCCCACCCAUCCUUCUCUAGUUCUUCUCUGGUGUCAGUUUCUGCUGCUGAUUGACUACACGAACUACAGCUGGUGGUCAGAAGUCCACCAGACCCUUAAGAGAAACAACCUGUCCAGUACCAAACUGCUGCUGAGCCCUCAGAUAUCUACAGACAGCGAGGAGGCAGAGUCCCAGUCCAAGCUGGGCAUGUGUAACCGGGAGAUAGUCCGCCGGGGGGCCCUCAUCCUGUUCUGUGACUAUGUGUGUCAGAACUUGCACGAUUCGGAGCAUCUGACCUGGCUGAUCGUGAACCAUGUGCAGGAUCUGAUCUACUUAUCCCAUGAGCCCCCGGUGCAGGACUUCAUUAGUGCGAUACACAGGAACUCCGCUGCCAGCGGCCUCUUCAUCCAAGCCAUCCAGUCCCGCUGUGAGAACUUGGCCACCCCGACCUCCCUGAAGAAGACGCUGCAGUGUCUGGAAGGCAUUCACCUCAGCCAGUCUGGUGCAGUGUUAAUGCUGUAUAUCGACAAGCUCCUGUGCACCCCUUUCCGUGUGCUGGCCCGCAUGGUGGACACGCUGGCGUGUCGUCGGGUCGAAAUGCUGCUGGCUGCUACUCCACAGAAUAGCAUGUGUCAGCUACCCGUAGAAGAGCUGGACAGGAUGCAGGAGUUUCUGCAGAGCAGUGCAUUAGCGCAAAGGCACCAAAGACUUUAUUCUCUGCUGGACAGACUUCGGUCAACUGUAGCACCAGAAACAAUCAGCCCAUUACCUCUAGUGACCUCUCACCCGCUGGACGGGGAAAAUCCUCCACAGCUGGAGACCUUGGAACCUGACGAGGCUUGGUACGUGUCUCUGGUCCGCUCGCAGUGUUAUACACACUCCGAUUCUGCACUGCUGGAAGGAGCAGAAUUGGUGAAUAGGAUCCCUCCUUCAGAGCGUCUCUCCUUCAUGACCAGCAAGGAGUUUAAUUUGAGCCUACUUGCCCCUUGCUUGUCGCUGGGAGUGAACCAAAUGUUAGGGGAUCAGAACAGCACUUUCUUUGAAACCACAAGGUCUGUGGUCCUGGAUCUCAUCUCGCAGACUGUUCAGCAGCUUCCAGCCACCCAUCAGCUCUUUCGGCCUCUGCAGCCCAUGGAUGGGAGCUCCUACUGGGAGAAGCUUAGCUUGGUGUUAGGUGAUGCUGACGUCUACCACACCCUUGUCACCCUCUGUCGAGCGCUGGCGCAGUAUUUGCUGUCUCUCCCGAAAAUACCUCCAUCCUUGCAUAUAACUCCAGAGAAGGAAGCGGACGUGGUGAAGUUUGUGGUGAUGUCGGUGGAGGCGGUGUCCUGGCAUCUCGUGCAUGAGCAGAUCCCGUUGAGCGUGGAUCUCCAGGCAGUACUGGAUUGCUGCUGUCUGACCCUCCAGCAGCCCGUCCUGUGGAAUCUGCUGGCCUCUGCGGAGUACAUGACACACGCCUGUUCACUCAUCAGCUGCACACGCUUCAUUAUAGAGGCCGUUGCAGUCAAACCUGGGGAGCAGCUACUGAGCCCUGAAAGAAAAAAAAACAAUUUAGAAGAUGAGACCGCGGCAGAUGAGGCGGAAUCGGACACAACAGGCGCAGCAUUUGUCAGGACCGCCUGCGUGAUGAUGUCUGAGAUGGUGGAUUCCCUGCAGACCGUUCUGUUAUUUGGGCACAAGAGAAAUGUUAACAUAGCGGCAUUCCUGACGCCGGUCUUCAGAAAUAUAAUCAUCAGCCUGGCCCGAUUACCUAUAGUCAACAGCUAUACAAGAGUACCCCCACUGGUGUGGAAGCUGGGCUGGUCCCCUAAAACAGGAGGAGAAUUUGGAACAUCACUCCCCGAGAUCCCUGUUGAGUUCUUGCAAGAAAAGGAAGUGUUCAAAGAAUUCAUCUACCGCAUAAACACACUGGGAUGGACGAGCCGGACUCAGUUUGAGGAGACGUGGGCUACUCUGCUCGGCGUGCUGGUGACUCAGCCCAUUGUAAUGGACCAAGAAGAAAGUCAGCAAGAGGAGGACACAGAAAGAACUCAAAUAAAUGUCCUGGCGGUCCAAGCCAUCACAUCGCUUGUGCUGAGCGCUAUGACCAUUCCAUCCGCCGGCAACCCAGCCAUCAGUGCCCUGGAGCAGCAGCCGCGGAACAAGGCCCUAAAAGCGCUCGACACCAGAUUUGGACGGAAGCUGAGCGUUGUUAGAGGAAUCGUGGAGCAGGAAAUCCAAGCAAUGGUAUCGAAAAGGGACAAUAUCGCCACCCACCACGCGUAUCAAGCCUGGGACCCUGUGCCCUGUUUAUCUGCAGCAACCACAGGAGCUCUGAUCAGUCACGAGAAGCUGUUACUGCAGAUCAAUACAGAACGUGAGAUCGGGAGCAUGCGCUAUAAGCUCGGCCAAGUCUCUAUCCAUUCCGUCUGGCUGGGAAAUAACAUUACGCCUCUUAGACAAGAGGAGCUCGACGAAGAAGAGGAAGAUGAGAGUGACGUCCCAGCGCCAUCUUCACCACCAACUUCUCCUAUAAACUCCAGAAAACAUCGGGCUGGUGUGGACAUACAUUCCUGCUCACAAUUUCUUCUCGAGCUCUACAGCCAGUGGGUUCUACCUUCUAAUACAGGCAAGAAGACCCCAGUCAUCCUGAUAAGUGAGGUGGUGAGAUCGUUACUGGCAGUGUCUGAUCUGUUCACCGAGAGAAAUCAGUUUGAGAUGAUGUACACGGCUUUAACCGAGCUCCAUAAACAGCACCCGUGUGAGGAUGAAAUUCUCAUCCAGUAUCUAGUGCCUGCAAUCUGCAAAGCUGCCGCCGUGCUGGGAAUGGACAAGGCUAUAGCGGAGCCAGUCAGCCGCCUCCUGGAGUCCACACUGCGGAGCACUCACAUGCCCAGCCGCAUCGGAGCGCUGCACGGUGUCCUUUACGUGCUGGAGUGCGACCUGCUGGAUGACACGGCCAAACAGCUCAUUCCUAUCAUCAGUGACUAUCUACUCUCCAAUCUAAGGGGCAUUGCACACUGUGUCAAUCUCCAUAAUCAGCAGCACGUUCUGGUCAUGUGCGCAGCCGCAUUCUACUUGAUGGAGAACUACCCCCUGGAUGUUGGGCCGGAGUUCACUGCAGGCAUCAUACAGAUGUGUGGUGUGAUGGUGUCCGGGAGUGAUGAAUCCACCCCAUCCAUGAUCUACCACUGUGUCCUGAGGGGUCUGGAGCGUCUCCUACUCUCUGAGCAGCUCUCUAGGUUGGAUGGGGAAGCACUGGUGAAGCUGAGCGUGGACAGAGUCAAUAUGCACAGUCCUCACAGAGCCAUGACUGCUUUAGGCCUGAUGCUGACCUGCAUGUACACAGGAAAAGAGAAGUUCAGCCCAGGACGCACAGCAGAACCAAGUCCUGCAGCACCCGACAGCGAGUCCGUCAUCGUAGCCAUGGAGCGGGUGUCUGUGCUGUUUGACAGGAUACGGAAAGGAUUCCCAUUUGAGGCCAGAGUGGUGGCAAGAAUCCUCCCGCAGUUCUUGGAUGAUUUCUUCCCACCUCAGGACGUGAUGAACAAGGUCAUCGGGGAGUUUUUAUCCAACCAGCAGCCCUACCCGCAGUUCAUGGCCACCGUCGUUUACAAGGUGUUUCAGACGCUACACGCCACAGGACAGUCCUCUAUGGUGCGCGACUGGGUCAUGUUAUCCCUCUCGAACUUCACGCAGAGGACGCCGGUCGCCAUGGCAAUGUGGAGCCUCUCCUGCUUCUUCGUCAGCGCUUCAACCAGCAAGUGGAUCUCUGCAAUUUUACCGCACGUGAUCAGCAGAAUGGGCAAAUCGGAGCCCGUAGACAUCAACCUGUUCUGCUUAGUGGCCAUAGACUUUUACAAGAAUCAGAUAGAUGAAGAACUGGACCGCAGAGCCUUUCAGUCGGUGUUUGAGCUGGUGGCGGCCCCCGGGAGCCCCUAUCACAGUCUGUUGACGUGCUUACAGAAUGUGCACAAGGUUACCGUCUUCUAAGCACUUUUAUGGGCGAGGCUGGCAUUUACCAACAGAAGCAGAGACGGCAACACUAGGGACGGCCCUGCGCCUGUACCGACAUCUCCUCCGCGGUCCUGAACGCUCUCGCCCAACCCCACCCCGGAGUCUCCGAGACUCGCACUCUGCUCUGAAUGUCGCUUCCUGUAAAUAUGUUCUGAUCGCAGUUAUUUUUUAUUUUUUCCUUUCUUUAAUACAGUGAAUGUAAAUGUCCUGUUCAUCGACACGUUUUACUCCUGGGAGUCUGUGACAACACAAACCCGCACCAGUCGGUCGUUGUACUCGCCCACCUCCCCUUAGGAUCCAUUAGUAAUACUUUGUGGAGUGUCCCGACAGUGGCACACAGCACCGCGUCAUUAGCCUCAAGUGACGGCCACGUGUGACAAGUAUUAACGGAGCGUGACGUCUUUAAAGCCCACCUCCACUGCUACGACUGCAGACACAUACUGUAAUGAGUAUAUAAAAAGUGUGUUACCGGUAAUUUGCAACCGCUCCACCAUUAGUGUGUUCUUCAGACUGUGAUUCUUCAGGUUGCCCGGUAACCACUCAACAUCCUGUCUGGGUGACUACCAUUUGAGCACACGUACAGGAAGUUGCACCUUAUUUAGACUGUACAGAAAAAUCAAGGCAAGGGCUGGCGCAGAAAGUGAUGGGAAAUAUGUGCCCCCCUGUAUACUGAGGGAGACUGGGGGGGGAGCGAGACAUUGUAGCAGAAGAUGAUGGGUGUUGUACUCCUGCAACUGGGAAGGUUGUGUCGCUUUUCCAGCAGACCUGGGGCAUCUGUGUGUAACGGGCAUUGCAGUAAUCUCCUGAUCUCCUUCCCUUUAAUUUCAGUAUAAUUGGUUUUAACUCUUUCUAUGCCAUGUAAGAUAUGUAUAAUUGUAAAACCUACUGCUCCAAUUACAAAGCCGCUCUGCUUUCUUGUCAUUCUGUGGCCCAAACAAAAAAGAGAUUUUGUCAUCCCAUUAAAAAAAAGUUAAUAUAAGUGGUCACAGG